Gavia stellata (red-throated loon) is the source of this 663-nucleotide messenger RNA. Its product is annotated as pulmonary surfactant-associated protein A. Lineage: Eukaryota; Metazoa; Chordata; Aves; Gaviiformes; Gaviidae. Bases 1 to 663 code for a protein of 220 amino acids. The transcript has 4 exons. The record is from RefSeq and is a predicted model, not a curated record.
AUGUUGUCUUACUCAUCCUACCUGCUCACAGCAGUAGCUGCUUUGCUAGCAACUUGCCAUGCACUGCCUAAGUGUCCAGGAAUUCCUGGGUUGCCUGAUGUCCCUGGACAAGAUGGUCUGAAAGGACAACCACAUCUACCAGGUCUCAUAGAACCCUCUGGAAGCCUGAUGGGGUCUGCUGGAAGAGAUGGUCUUCCUGGGCCCCAAGGUCUACCCGAUUCUCUGGACACUGAACUCCACAAUGUUUUAGUAAAUUUGAAACACCGACUUUCCAGACUUGAAGGGGUGCUUGCUUUGAAUGGGAAAAUAAAAGAAGUAGGAGAGAAAAUACUUGCCAGCAAUGGGAAGAAAGUUGAUUUUGCAUCUGCACUAGAAUCCUGUGAAGAGGCUGGAGGAACUCUUGCAACUCCCAUGAAUGAGGAGGAGAAUAAAGCUGUUUUGAGUAUUGUGAAACAGUAUAACCAAUAUGCUUACUUGGGCAUUAAAGAGGGUGGGACUUCAGGUCAAUUUAAGUACAUAAAUGGCACACCUCUGAAUUAUACCAAGUGGCACCAGUAUGAGCCUAAUGGCAAAGGGACAGAAAAAUGUGUAGAGAUGUACACUGAUGGGAGCUGGAAUGACAAAAAAUGCAACCUGUAUCGCCUCACAAUCUGUGAGUUUUAA